UGUAAUGGCUUCCUCCACCUACUUUAAGCUAUGCUUCAUCACUAUCUUCUUCUUGAUACAUAAUUAUGGUUGGGUCUCUGCGCAGCUAUCGCCCAAAUUCUAUUCUACUUCAUGCCCCAGAGCCCUAUCCAUCAUCAAGUCUGUUGUUAACUCUGCGGUGUUAAAAGAGCUACGGAUGGGUGCCUCGCUUCUUCGUCUCCAUUUCCAUGACUGCUUUGUCAAUGGCUGUGAUGCAUCUCUACUGUUAGACAACACCGCAAACUUCAUAGGAGAGAAGUCAGCUGGGGCCAAUAUCAAUUCCCUGAGAGGAUUCGAAGUGAUUGACACCAUGAAGUCCCAACUAGAGACUAUCUGUCCCGGCGUCGUUUCUUGUGCCGAUAUCAUAGCCGUUGCAGCUCGUGACUCUGUCAUCGCUUUGGGUGGAACUACAUGGAAAGUCCGUUUAGGAAGGAGAGAUUCAACUACGGCAAGCUUAAGUGCUGCAAACAGCAACAUUCCAUCCCCUGCCUUGAAUCUUACCGGUCUUAUAUCCUUCUUCUCAAACAAAGGAUUUACUGCUAAGGAAAUGGUGGCUCUUUCAGGGUCUCACACAAUAGGGCUGGCAAGGUGCACAGUAUUCCGACCUCGGAUCUACAAGGAUACCGACAUAAACACGGCAUUUGCGAAUUCUUUGAAAUUAAAAUGUCCCAGCACAGGCGGCGAUAGCAAUCUCUCCCCUCUUGACACCACGAGUUCUACAGUCUUUGACAGCGCCUAUUACACCAACUUGAUCAGCGGCAAGGGUCUUCUACACUCGGAUCAACAGCUCUUCAGUGGUAGUGGUGGUGGUGGCUCCAUUGAUGCUCAAGUUAGGUCUUAUAGUGCCAACUCUGCGUCUUUCUUCAAAGAUUUUGGGAAUGCCAUGGUGAAGAUGGGAAACCUUAGCCCACUCACCGGCACCAACGGUCAGAUUAGGACCAAUUGUAGGAAAAUUAAUUCAGGCUAAGAGACUUAGUUUUCUUUAAUUUUUCAAUGCCUCUCUUUCUAUAUAUAUAUAUUUUUUUAUCA
Telopea speciosissima is the source of this 1047-nucleotide messenger RNA. RefSeq names its product cationic peroxidase 1-like. The record is from RefSeq and is a predicted model, not a curated record. Gene Ontology annotation, biological process: response to oxidative stress; hydrogen peroxide catabolic process. The transcript is spliced from 4 exons. Gene Ontology annotation, molecular function: heme binding; peroxidase activity. NCBI's taxonomy places the organism in Eukaryota, Viridiplantae, Streptophyta, Magnoliopsida, Proteales, Proteaceae. The coding region runs from base 5 to 985 and encodes 326 amino acids.